Molecule: messenger RNA, 5114 nt
Organism: Trematomus bernacchii (emerald rockcod)
Lineage: Eukaryota; Metazoa; Chordata; Actinopteri; Perciformes; Nototheniidae
Gene: abcc12
Product: ATP-binding cassette, sub-family C (CFTR/MRP), member 12
Exons: 33
Coding region: 49-4332 (1427 amino acids)
Biological process (GO): transmembrane transport
Cellular component (GO): membrane
Molecular function (GO): ATP binding; ABC-type transporter activity; ATP hydrolysis activity
Source: RefSeq, a predicted model, not a curated record
UUUUCCUGUCUCCCUCCAUGUCAGUCACGGUAUAGCCAAAGAUCAGGCAUGGGGGACAGAAACAGGAUGACAUGCAGCAAAGGACCACGAGUCAGAGUGGAACCCCGGCCCGCUGCACGGAGGACUGAGCCUUGUGUUCGUUUUAGGUCCAGUCUCAACAAGCUGCCGAGGGUCUCCCUUCUCCUCCACACAGAGGGAAAAAUGAAGAAUGACUAUACUCUGGAGAAGGACAUUAGGCCUGCUGGAAAAGGCUCUUCUACAGAAAAUGGUUUCCAACAGAGCAAUGAAUCUUCAGCCUCCAGUCCAGAACAUCCUGAUGUGGACAACAGACAAAGAGCCCACCCCACCUUGUUUGGAAAAUACAACCAAAGCAUGCAGACCUUCAAGCCCUUCCGCUGGUCCUCUUCCCAGUCCCACCCUAUAGACAAUGCAGGCUUCUUCUCCUUCACGACCUUCGUCUGGUUGACCCCCAUGAUGUGGGCCUUGUUCAGGAAUAAGCUGGAUAUGAGCUCUCUCAAGCUGUCUCCUUUGGAUGUAGCCCACAGCAGCGGAGAAAGGCUCCAGAGACUCUGGGAGGAAGAAGUGGCCAAGGUGGGCCUGGAGAAGGCCUCUUUGAUCCGAGUUGUCCUCCGCUUUCAAAGAACCAGGCUGAUUCUGUCUGUCACUGUCGGCAUCCUUGCCAUGAUAGCAGCGUUUAUUGGCCCGGCUGUCUUGAUCUAUGCGAUCCUGAACUACACAGAGGCCCCAGAGAAACACCCAGUACUCUAUGGGAUUGGUCUUUGCUUCGCUCUGUUCACCUCAGAGUUCUUCAAAAGCUUCUUCAUAUCCACGCUGUGGGCCCUGAAUUUGCGCACUGCAGUCAGACUGAAGGGGGCCUUCUCUACGUUAGCCUUUCAGAAAGUCAUCUCUCUGCGGGGGCACAGCGGCAUUUCAACAGGAGAGAUGAUAAGUGUUUUGACCAACGAUGGCCACAAACUAUUUGAUGCAGUGUUGUUCGCGAGCUUUGUGCUUGCCUCCCCGGUGCUCUUCAUCAUUUGUGUUGUGUAUGCCUGCUACAUUCUGGGCUACAGCGCACUGACUGGAGUCGGCACCUACCUCAUCUUCAUCCCAAUACAGGUUGGCUUAGCCAGGCUCAUUACCAGAUUCCGGUGGAAAAGCAUACAGAUAACAGACUGCCGUGUUCGCACCAUGAAUGAGAUUCUCAACAGCAUCAAACUUAUCAAGAUGUACGCCUGGGAGGAUUCUUUUGAGAAGAAGAUCGCAGAAUUCAGGAAAAAUGAGAAGAAACAACUGCAGAAGGCCAGUUACGUCCAGAAUACCAACGCCAGCAUCACCACCAUCAUCCCCACCCUCGCCACCGUUCUCACCUUCAUUGUUCACACAUCACUGAAAUUAGAGCUCAACACGCCCGAUGCCUUUACCACCAUCGCUGUUUUCAACGCCCUGAGGUUCUGCCUGGGUCUGCUGCCUCUGUCCAUGAAGGCCGUGGCUGAGGCUGCUGUUUCAAUAAAACGACUCCAGAAAAUAUUGCUGAUCCAGAAUCCAGAGCUCUACCUGAACCAGCAAAAAGGCAGUGACUCGGCCAUAGUGAUUACAAAUGCUACACUUUCCUGGACCAGACCAGCCAGCCAGCCGGACCCCACUCCCAGCUCAGCCAAUGGGGUGACCGGACACAAAGUAGAGGAAGUGUCCAAGAAUGUGGCGAGUGAAACCUUGCCGACCCUGAGAAACAUCUCCCUCACUCUGCCUAAGGGCAACCUGCUUGGUGUGUGUGGUAACGUGGGGAGUGGAAAGACGUCACUGAUUUCCAGCAUUUUGGAACAGAUGCACCUUCUGCAGGGCUCCUUCACAGCUGAUGGGACAUUUGCCUACGUUUCCCAGCAGGCCUGGAUAUUCCAUGGAACUGUCCAAGAGAACAUCCUGAUGGGGGAACCAUUGGACCAGUCCAAAUACGACAGAGUUUUGGAUGUGUGUAGCCUCAGAGCUGACCUCAAUAUCCUCCCAUAUGGUGAUCAAACAGAGAUUGGAGAACGAGGGCUGAAUCUAUCGGGGGGGCAGAAGCAGAGGAUCAGCGUGGCCCGAGCUGUGUACUCUAACAAAGACAUCUACCUCCUUGAUGACCCACUGUCUGCAGUCGACGCCCAUGUGGGGAAACACAUGUUUGAAGAAUGCAUUAAGAAGGAGCUUCAAGGAAAAUCCAUCAUACUGAUUACACACCAGCUCCAGUAUCUGGAGUUCUGUGACAACAUUUUGGUUAUGGAGGAUGGCGAGGUGCUGGAGGCUGGGAACCACCAGGCUCUGAUGAAAGGAAAUGGACGCUACGCUCAGCUCAUCACCAACUACCAGAUGGGAGAGUCUGAGUCUGAGAAUGAGGAGGAGGAAGUGACAAACGAAUAUGAUGCCACGCUGAAGGACGUUGAGCUAAGAGCCAGAGCAGACAGCGGCUUGGUGAACCCAGCAUUUGUGCCGGACGAAGAGGAUGAUGGAAUGCCAGCUGUUUUAAAAUCUGCUGUGGGUGAUCAGCUGGUCGUUAAGGAGGUGGCCACGGAAGGUGUUGUCCCCUGGAGAGUCUACCAUCAAUACUGCAAGGCAGCUGGAGGCUACUUCAUCUGCUUCCUCACCCUCCUGAACAUUGUCCUGUUGGUCGGAAGCACAGCCUUCAGCAACUGGUGGCUCAGUUUCUGGCUGGGGCAGGGAGACGGGUCCUCCAAUAGGACAUCUUCAAGCCAGGGUGACAUCUCCAAAAACCCAGAUUUGCAAUACUAUCAAAUUAUUUAUGGCAUUAUGGUGGCCGUCAUGAUUUUACUUGCCAUGAUCAAAUGCUUCUUCUGGACUUGGGUCACAUUGACGGCUGCCUCCAAACUCCACAACAGCAUGUUCAAGAAGAUUUUCUCCAGUCCCAUGAGCUUCUUUGACACAACGCCAGUGGGCCGCAUUCUCAACCGCUUCUCCAAGGAUCAAGAGGAGGUGGACUGUGUGCUUCCCUUAAACAUGGACCCUUUCCUUCAGUUCAGUCUAAUGGUCACCUUCACCAUCAUCACCAUCUCAGCCGUCUUCCCCUUCAUGCUGGUAGCUGUGCUUGUCAUGGCAACCUUGUUCACCCUUAUUCUCUUUAUGUUCCAGAGGAGCGUCCGUCAGAUGAAGAGGAUGGAGAACAUCAGUCGCUCUCCCUGCAUCUCUCUCACCACCUCCACCCUGCAGGGCCUCAGCACCAUCCAUGCCUACAACAUAAGAGAAAACCACAUACAGCUGUUCAAGACACUGAAUGACAUCAACUCCAACCACUACUUACUGUUCAACUGUGGAACACGUUGGCUCUCCUUCUGGCUGGACUUCAUGGCUUGCACCAUGACCUUGUUGGUGUCUCUGUUUGUGGUGCUCAGCAGUAAUGAAGACAUCCCUCCAUCUUUGAAAGGCUUGGCCUUGUCCUACACUAUACAGCUGACCGGCGUGCUUCAGUACGUAGUAAGACAGUCGACAGAGGUGGAGGCAAGAUUCAACUCGGUGGAGCGCUUGCAGGAAUACAUCACGGGUUGCAAGUCUGAGGCACCGAGACACAUAAAGGAGGCCCAGGUUGCACAGGACUGGCCAGAGAAUGGAACCAUCACCUUCCAGAACUAUAAGAUGAAGUACAGAGAGAAUACACCCAUCGUCCUGAACGGCCUCGAUUUCACCGUUAGAGGCGGAGAGAAGCUGGGCAUUGUGGGAAGGACAGGCUCUGGGAAGUCGUCUUUAGGCGUGGCUCUGUUCCGGCUGGUGGAGCCAGCAGAAGGAACCAUCCUGAUAGACGGCGUGGACAUUUCCUCCAUCGGCCUGCAUGAUCUGCGCAGCAAGUUGUCCAUCAUCCCCCAGGACCCUGUGCUGUUUAUUGGCACUGUCAGGUACAACCUCGACCCUUUCAAUAACUACAAUGAAGAGGAGAUCUGGGCAGCGCUGGAGAAGACCUACAUGAAGGAGUCGAUAUCCAGACUGGAGGGGAAACUACAGGCAACAGUAAUAGACAACGGAGAGAACUUCUCUGUAGGAGAAAGACAACUGAUUUGUAUGGCUAGAGCACUACUCCGCAACUCCAAGAUCAUUCUUUUAGAUGAGGCCACAGCAUCCAUCGAUGCAGAGACCGACGCCUUGAUCCAGAACACCAUCAAAGAAGCCUUCGAAGACUGCACCAUGCUCACCAUCGCCCAUCGUAUCAACACUGUCAUGUACUCUGAUCGAAUUCUAGUCAUGGACAACGGAGAGGUGGCGGAGUUAGACCAUCCAGAUGUGCUGAAGCAGCGACCAGACUCUCUGUUCUCCGCGCUCCUCGCUGCUGCUAACACUAUGAACCACUGAGGCCCUGGGGCUCCACCAUACGUUUAUGGCUGUCAGUCCGCUCAUAUUAAAAUGUGGACUGGUUUGCUUGGAUCAUGCACAACUGACCAGUAUAGACUGCGCUCUACGGAAGCCCUGAGAAGAAAAUUAAACUUUUUUUCAGUGGCUGUUUUUUUUUUCUCCUGUCUUUCUGCCAAAAUUAUGCAUGACAGUAACGUCAGAUAACUUACACACAAUAUAUGUACCAUUUGUUCAGAGUGCAGGUAGCAAUUGAAACUCACCUGGCAAAAAACAUGACUGUUCUUAUUCCUGUGUAGCACAUGUUCCUUUCAGCCUCUUGUGGCCAAAAUAUUAGUACUACAACAACAAACACCUGUCCUGAUUUUCAUCAAGCAAUAUUUUUCCACAAACUAAACAAAGUGAAGAAACGUUUUCAUUUGUUUUUAAGCCAAACUUUGUAAAUAGUAAUGUAUUUAUCUCACCUAUCUGCUGAAACACAUACCUGUACAAUGUUAUUUCAUAGGAAUUUUUAAGAAGUACACAUGAAUGUAUAUUUAUUCAUUGAUUUUGUAUGACUUGCUGCCAAAGUUUUAUAUGUAAAGUGUUGAUCUGGGUUACAAUGUGCUACAUGUGGAAAACCUUUUGAAAUAGCAUUUGCAUUUCAUCUUACACAAAUAGAAAAUAGAGUUUACUAUUGUAAUUAAAGAUCAACAGACUGAAGUAAAUGUUGCUGCAUGCACUAGGUGGAAAUAAAUCCUGUAAAUUUGUAAGGUAUUUGCUUCAAUAAAUGAUGUUUUUUUUAA